AUGACGACUGCUGUGGACGAGUUAGACGAUGGUCUUGAUUACCAAGUGGACUACAGUUCUGAUGGGGGCGAGACUGUGCCGGUGGAGAUUGAGGAAACAAAGGUGAAGGAGGAUACUGAAGAACAGCCAAAGAAAAGGAAGAGAACCAACGAAAAACUCGUGAACAAGAAGAAGAUGAAGAUGGAGCAAGAUGUCGAGGAGAAGCAGAAGCUUGCCACGGCCACUCCUGAGAUCAUUGCAGAUUUUCUGGCAUCUCGGAUCAGAAAGCAGAACAAAGAUCUUUCUGCUUUAGAGCUAGGUGAGCUCUAUCUUAGCAAGACCGUGUUUAAAGGCACCGGAGAUUUUGACAAGCCACGGACACCAGAAAAUUUGAGUUCUUUCCUCAACGAAUUUUUGGAAAGGUUUAUUCCAGUGGAGAAAAAGAAGAAGGCAAAGAAAUCAAAGACAUCGAAGGAAGAGACCAAGAAAUACAUAGUGGUAGUCUCGAUGUCUGCCUUACGGGCCUGCGACAUAUACAGAGCCACAAAAGCUCUGCCCAAUUCUUCGCUGAAAAUAAUCAACAAGAACAAGCUUCAGGCUGAUUUGGAUAUUUUACGCAAGACAGACUCCAGAAUUCUUGCCGGAACUCCAGGCAGAAUGCUCAAGGUUCUCUCGCAUGAAGACCCGCCCAUAUCGAGCACUGAGAUCGCAUGCAUAGUUUGUGACUCCUCGUAUCUGGAUUCAAAGAAGCAAACGGUUUGGGAGAUUCCAGAGACAAUCGAGUUCUUGAGAAAGGUGACGGGAGAGAACCCAAAUGCGAAAGUGUAUUUGUACUAG
This is a messenger RNA of Kuraishia capsulata CBS 1993, 816 nucleotides long. RefSeq lists its product as uncharacterized. The record is from RefSeq and is a predicted model, not a curated record. Gene Ontology annotation, cellular component: 90S preribosome; nucleus. Bases 1 to 816 code for a protein of 271 amino acids. Lineage: Eukaryota; Fungi; Ascomycota; Pichiomycetes; Pichiales; Pichiaceae. The transcript has a single exon.